Molecule: messenger RNA, 2221 nt
Organism: Silurus meridionalis
Lineage: Eukaryota; Metazoa; Chordata; Actinopteri; Siluriformes; Siluridae
Gene: leo1
Product: LEO1 homolog, Paf1/RNA polymerase II complex component
Exons: 12
Coding region: 43-2103 (686 amino acids)
Biological process (GO): transcription elongation by RNA polymerase II; positive regulation of transcription elongation by RNA polymerase II
Cellular component (GO): Cdc73/Paf1 complex; nucleus
Molecular function (GO): RNA polymerase II C-terminal domain phosphoserine binding
Source: RefSeq, a predicted model, not a curated record
AACCGGAAGUGAUUGAUUUCUUUUUAUUUACGCUUAGGAAAGAUGGCGGACAUGGACGAGUUGUUCGGCAGUGAUGGAGAGAGCGAUCCCGAGCAGAGAGACUCCGGGUCUGGUUCCGGUUCCGGGUCCGAGUCGGAGCAGGAGAGGCCGCGCUCGGUCAGUAACGCCUCCGGCAGCGGGAGCGACAGGGAUCAGGACGACGACGACGACGGAAAACCGAGCAACAAAGAGCUGUUCGGAGACGACAGCGAAGACGAGCGAGGCAGCGACAUUCAAUCAGAACGCUCCGGGAAUGACAACCAAUCGGACGCCAGUGAGCACUCGGAGGCGGAGCAACACAGCGGCUCUGAGGGACAUCACGAGGAGGAAGAUGACGAUGAAGCUCACAGGUCAGAUGCAGGAAGUCCCGCCUCUGGAUUGGGAAGUCCCGCCUCUGGAGCUGGUAGCCCCGUCUCUGGAGCUGGUAGCCCCGUCUCUGGAGCUGGUAGCCCCGCCUCUGGAGCUGGUAGUGCCAUCUCUGGAGCUGGUAGCCCCGCCUCUGGAGCUGGUAGCCCCGUCUCUGGCGCUGGUAGUCCCGCCUCUGGCAGAGGAAGUGUCACUCCGGCAGGUAGUCCCGCCUCUGGGGCAGGUAGUCCCGCCUCUGGGGCAGGUAGUCCCGCCUCUGGGGCAGGUAGUCCCGCUUCUGGGGCAGGAAGUCACCGUUCCGGCAGAGGAAGUGCCACUCCGAUGUCUGAUCACUCGGAAGGAGAGGGCUCGGGCAGAGACGCUCAGUCGGGAGAUGAGAAGUGGGGGGGUGAGGGGGGGAAACACAGCCCACAUUCUGACCAAUCAGAGGACGAGGAGAAGCAGCACCACUCGGACGCAGAGCGAGAACAUUCUGACGAUGAGGUGCAGGAACACAAGUCUGGUUCUCUUAAAGGCAGUGACAGCGAGGACGACUUUAUAGGCAGGAAGAAGAAGAAGAAGGCGGCGUCCGAUUCAGACUCGGACAGUGACGUGGGGGGACAUGGGGGGAAGAAAAAUGCAGCAGACGAUCUGUUCGGGGAAGCAGACGACAUUUCAUCUGACAGCGAUAACGAAAAACCACCCACACCUGGACAACCACUGGACAAUGAGGAGGGGAUGGAAGGAGAGCAGCAGGAGGAGGAACCGCUUCCAGAGACCAGGAUAGAGGUGGAGAUCCCUAAAGUCAGCACAGAUUUGGGAAGUGACCUUUACUUCGUCAAACUGCCCAACUUCCUCAGUGUGGAGCCGAGACCGUUUGAUCCUCAGUACUACGAGGAUGAGUUUGAGGAUGAGGAGAUGUUGGAUGAAGAAGGCAGGACCAGGCUGAAGCUAAAGGUGGAGAACACCAUCAGGUGGCGCAGUCGCCGUGACGACGAGGGGAACGAGAUCCGCGAGAGCAACGCCCGUAUCGUGAAAUGGUCCGACGGGAGCAUGUCCCUACACCUGGGGAAUGAGGUGUUCGAUGUGUAUAAAGCUCCUCUGCAAGGAGACCACAAUCACCUGUUCAUCAGACAGGGCACGGGGCUGCAGGGGCAGGCGGUGUUCAAAACCAAACUCACCUUCAGACCCCACUCCACAGACAGCGCUACUCACAGGAAGAUGACUCUCUCUCUGGCUGAUCGAUGCUCCAAAACUCAGAAGAUCCGGAUUUUACCCAUGGCUGGACGAGAUCCAGAAUCACAGAGAAAUGAGAUGAUAAAGAAAGAGGAGGAGAGGUUGCGGGCGUCUAUCCGGCGUGAGUCUCAGCAGAGGAGGAUGAGGGAGAAGCAGCACCAGCGAGGUCUGAGCGCUGGAUACCUGGAACCUGAUCGCUAUGACGACGAGGAAGAGGGAGAUGAAGCCAUCAGUCUCGCCGCCAUCAAGAGCAAAUACAAAGGAGGAGGACUCAGAGAGGAGAGAGCGAGGAUCUACUCAUCUGACAGUGAUGAAGGCUCCGAUGAGGAUAAAGCACAGCGCCUGAUGAAGGCCAAGAAACUCGACAGUGAUGAGGAAGGAGAGAACUCAGGGAAGAGGAAGGCUGAGGAUGAUGAUGAUAUGUCCACCAAAAAAGCCAAGAAAUAUGUCAUCAGUGAUGAAGAGGAAGAGGAGGAAGACUAGUACUUCAUUUCUACAUGUUCUGUGUUUCAGUGAUGUGUGUGUGUGUGUGUGUGUGUGUGCGCGUGUGUGUGUUUUAUAGAGCUGCUUCAGUGCGAAAUAAACAGUUCACCUCUAGUGA